Haliotis rufescens (red abalone) is the source of this 4118-nucleotide messenger RNA. RefSeq lists its product as uncharacterized. Lineage: Eukaryota; Metazoa; Mollusca; Gastropoda; Lepetellida; Haliotidae. The transcript has 11 exons. Gene Ontology annotation, biological process: signal transduction. The record is from RefSeq and is a predicted model, not a curated record. The coding region runs from base 1453 to 3567 and encodes 704 amino acids.
CACAUAGCUGGAAUAUUGCUGAGUGUGGCGUUAAACAACAAAUAAACAAACAAACUAUAACAACAAUAUUCUACAUUUCCAGCUUUGUCAGCGAUGUCUCGAGAUCGCAAUAGUACGUGGCUCAGACUCACGGGGAGAUUUUAGGGCUACAAGUAUAUCUUUUGAAAUAACAACUUCACACAACUCAACCAUUUGAAAGUUAUGAUGUAAAUAACGCGAGUUAUGAUUUGCGUACCUGGGCCCCGUGAGAUUAAACUGUCACACCUGCAAUCAAACUGGGGGCUUUACGAUCUUGAAACAACGAGAUUAGAACAGUACAAACUCCAUUCUGCAACUGUCUUGUUGAUCUGCCAAUUCAGUAUGUCUCAGCCUCGUGCAUACAAAUUGCUAUCCUAAGUUUGUUUGUCAAAUACUUCCUUAAUAUUGCACCUGAAUUUGUUUUGCAAAGUUUAACCAAAGCUCACAACAAAUACUCCGAAAAUGUUGUUCUAAUCGUUCACGUUGCAAUAACUGUAUGCUGUUAACUGUGUAUUAACAAUAUUGAUAUGAGAGAAUUCUGGAUGUGUACGUUUUACCUGUGCCAGCUCUUUCAUGAAAAGGUUUGAAACUUCAGUGCUGAUUUCUACACUUGGAAUAAUUUCUUCAGGAAGGUAGGGAUAGAUACCUGCACGGGGACAGAUGUCCUCACUGAACGACACCUGCUUUGGGUAGUCACGCCACUUAACCAAAUACCAUAGUUCACAAUCUAACUAUAAAUUGUAUACAAUCAGUAAACUUAUAACGUACUUUAAACACAUGAUUUAGUUAACACUUAUAAAUCUCAGAUAUGUAUCUUUAUUUGCUGUGUUAGAUAUUUUAAGUAUAUGUUUUUGUUUAAACAAUAUUUUAUUUUCAUCAAAUGAAAACAGGCAUGAUGCCUACCUGUCUCUCCAGUACAAAUAUAAUUGAUAUAUUUCAGUACAACAGGCUAUGGACAUCAAUGGUAUAAUAUAAAUGUAUAAAAUAUAAGUACUUCGACAAUCUCUCAACUCCAGUCACUGUCCACACAUCACCAGCUGUUCCCAGACAAGCAAAGUGUGGUCAAAGGCAGGUAACUCUGUUCAAAUGUACUGAAGACGCCCUGAUUUAUAUUCACUCUAGUCGACAGUCUAUGCAUAGAUUGCUGUAAAUAUACACCAUGGCUUCUUUGUCUGUGGUCUAACUUACUGAAUUGUCAGUUAAACACCCCUUUGCAAUGACAGAACUUCUUUUCCCCCUCAUAAUUCACCUUGAUGAUAGAACAAUUUCAUGAAAAACGUUUGUCGCCAGCGGGAUUCGAACCCGUGAAUUCCGCACUGAAGGCUAACGAAGGUAGUCUUCUGCCACGACGACAUGGAGAAAGGAAAGCAGCAGAGACAGUAGACAGAAAACAGUAGACUCAGUGUGUUUUGUUACAAGAACAUACUCUUUUACAUGGGAUGUGGAACGAGUUUUCCUUUAAUUCCACAAGACAGCAAUUUCGCACCGACAGUCGAAAAACCGCACAUUCGUGAGCAAAACGACAGCGAGAGUUUCAAUGCGGACUGCCUUGAUGGAGCUGUCCAUUCCAGCCAAACCACAGAGCUGGUAAAAGGUACAUCUGACAUUCAGCUGAUACAGACCCCAGAGGCACCGGGUCUCCCUCACACUACCAAUCCAUCUGAUCAGACCCCAGUCCUAUCCUCCACAAUGAGUUCGGAUAUACCUGCCACCAACGAAGACUGUUUGCAAUUGGCUCAGCAGUUAGUCACCAAAUACCCUCGGUUAAAGUCUGGGUUCGAUGACAUCAACUCCUUCAUACACGCUCUCGAAGAAGAUCCUAUGUUGGAUACCAAAGGGGAACAGAUUCGAAUGCUCGCACAUAAGACAAUUGGACUUUCAUACGUGAACAAGGAUGAAUCCCACAGACGCGUAUUUGCAGAGUACCUGUCUUACACGCGCGCUGCUGAUGUUAUGUACAAGACGUAUAGUUCGUAUCUUAAAGCCAGGAAACUUGAGUUCUUGACGGAGAAAGUAUCACGAGCACAGCUGACGGAGGAAGGGAGCUACCAAUUUAUCCGGGAGAUGAGGGGGUUGUUGUGGAACUACACGGACGCCAGUGUCCAGUUCAGCGAGAGGGUGUGCGGCAGUGGCCUCCUUCGAUAUUUUGUGGGGGACCUGAAGGCUAUUCUGAAGGAAGCUGGUAGCCCUGCCAAAGUGUCAGCAACUGACCCAAUGUUCCGGUCUGCUAGGGGCGUCCUCCACAACUGCUCCAACAGCCCCGUCACCCGCCAACCCAUCAGGGAACUGGGGACAGUGUCUGUAGCCAUGGCCUAUCUUAAAGGUGACGCCCCAGAGAUGAAAAUGAUGCUUCUCCUGCUGCUGGCGAACAUAAUCGACGAGGAUGACAAUAAAGCUCUACUCGCAGACAGUACCGUCUUUACCAUAAUGUUAAACAUGAUAAUGUCUGCAUGGAGAGAUCAACGUCAUCGUUGCAACGGUUUCUCCGCGUCUGAGCUGAUAGUUGGACUCACUGGACUGGCGAAGAACGAUGACAAUAAGAAGAUCCUCACAGAGAAGGGAGCGAUCCCUGUGUUGAUGACUGUCAUGCAGGAAGGAUCAGAUGACGAGCGAGAGAAGGCUGUUCAGUGUGUUUGGGAGCUUGCUUUCGAUAAGGAAAAUCAGCGAAUAUUUGUGGAAAACGCUGAACUGAUGGCGAUACUGAGGAAAAUGAACGAAUCACAAAACAAUAAGAAACUGUCCAAGGUUUCCGGGGGCGCUCUGUGGGCCAUCACUCAGGAGGAGAAGCGAGGGAACAAGAAACUUAAGAAGAAAGAUGCAGUCAAGAAGGGCGAAAUUGUGCAGGAUGCAGGCCACGUUAUGAUCAGUUAUCAGUGGGCGGACCAGAAAAUGCUUAUCAAGGUCAAGGAGUUUUUGAAAAAACACAAUUUUAAGGUCUGGAUGGACAUCGACAACAUGGAGGGCUCCACAUUGCAGGCGAUGGCGGAGGCCGUGCAGAAUGCGUCUGUGGUGUUGGUGUGUAUGUCGGAGAGAUACAAGCUGAGCCAGAACUGCAGAUCAGAAGCUGAAUAUGCCUUUGACCUCCGGAAACCCAUCAUACCUCUCGUUCUCCAGAGAGGCUACAAGCCCGAUGGCUGGCUGGGAUUGAUUAAAGGGGCAAAACUCUUCUUCGACUUCAGUGGAAAAUACCCUUUUGACCAGAAAGCAUCGGAGUUGAUAAAAGAAUUGGGUGUUCGGGGCAAGGCUGGAUCAUCAACCGAUAGCAUUGACGGGGAGACAACUGCAAUUGUGAAGUCUCAACCAGCUGAUGCUGCACGGGGUGCGGAUGGUACUGCCAACUGGUCAAACAAAGACGUUCACAAUUGGCUUUGUAAAAUGAGCUUGGACAAACACUCCUCGUUGAAAAGUCUCACCGGAAAGCAACUGAUGUUUCUCCGUAAGAUCUCAUACAAGGCACCAGAAUUCUUCUACAAUUACAUCAAGACUGACCUGCAUUUGAGCAAUUUGGAAGACUUGAUGACCUUUAGCGAGGCUGUGGAGAAUUUGUAACAGAUCUUGCAACACACUUAAUAUGAAUUACCUGAAUCAAUACUCGAACAGGGAACACUAGCAAGAUGACUGUAUCUAAUCUUUGUUCGUGCUCAGGUGCAAACAAAGGAACAUAUACCUCGAGCAGCGAUAACUCGACAUGUCGACAUAACAAUACGACUGCAUACUGGACACACUAUUCAUCAGGUCACUGAAUCAACAUUCGGGCAGAGGAACUCGACAUGUCGACAUUGAAAUAUAGCGUGUCGCUCGGUUCCGACAUGUUAGGGUGUGAACAAAGUACGAACUACCAGCACUGGUGCAGGAGUAACUCGACGUGUCGAAAUUACCAUACUUCGUUCGAUUAAUCAUCCGUUGUGUCGAGAUGUAAUCACAAGCCGAAAGAUCAUAGUUUGAGCGAUGUCGACAUGUCAAAUAACAGUACAGCAGGACGCCGUUAACGCCCACUACAGUGGAUCUCCUCGAAAAAACGGGGUAUUUUUUAGCCUUAUGAAGUCUCCACUUCGUCACCAAGUCAUGUAGAAUGUCAAACAUAAAUGUAUUAUACAUGA